AUGCUACCCGAAGUUGUGUUCGUUUUGGGUGCACCCGGCGCCGGCAAGGGCACUCAGUGCUCACUUAUAUCAAAAGAAUUCGGUUUUGUGCACCUCUCUGCUGGCGAUCUUCUCCGGGAGGAACGCCAGCGGCCCGGCUCCGAGUACGGUGAAAUGAUAGAGGAAAAGAUACGGAACGGAUUAAUCGUGCCCGUCGAGGUUACCUGCUCACUAAUACACAAAGCAAUGGAGAAAUCCGGUAAAGCGCGCUUCCUAAUCGACGGAUUCCCACGCAAUAAGGACAAUUUGGACGGCUGGGAACGUGUCAUGUCAGAUAAAACGAAGCUCCUAUUCGUAUUGUUCUUCGAGUGUUCGCGCGAUUUGUGCACGCAAAGGUGCUUGGGACGUGGCGCAGCCGGCAGCGGGCGUUCAGACGAUAACCUCGACAGCCUUCAGAAGAGAUUUAACACAUACUUAAACGAUACAAUGCCAAUUAUUAAUCACUACGACGAACAUGGCCUAGUGCGGCGAGUCAACGCUGAGGUGGCGCCACAAGAAGUGUUCGAAGAUGUCAAAAAAUGUUUCACGGCGUUAGGAAUCCAAAGUCUAGAUAAGUAA
Messenger RNA from Leptosia nina, 597 nucleotides. NCBI's taxonomy places the organism in Eukaryota, Metazoa, Arthropoda, Insecta, Lepidoptera, Pieridae. The record is from the annotation of a GenBank genome assembly.